Molecule: messenger RNA, 2118 nt
Organism: Zingiber officinale
Lineage: Eukaryota; Viridiplantae; Streptophyta; Magnoliopsida; Zingiberales; Zingiberaceae
Product: glutamyl-tRNA reductase 2-like
Exons: 3
Coding region: 207-1832 (541 amino acids)
Biological process (GO): tetrapyrrole biosynthetic process
Molecular function (GO): NADP binding; glutamyl-tRNA reductase (NADP+) activity
Source: RefSeq, a predicted model, not a curated record
GCCACAUCUAUGGCGCGCCCAUGCGAUCGUCUUGGUCCCCCUUGCAGUCGCCGCCCCAGAUCCAUUAAUUUAUCUCGGCUACUCGCUCAUCCGCCCCAGGAAGAAGGGUCGCUCGGUGUAGCGGACGCGGAGGCAUCUACCGCGAGCCGAGGCUUCCCUUUGCCUUCUCAAUCUUAUUGGAAUCCACAGUUUGUUCAGAAGAGACAAUGGCAGCUGCAAGCGGCCUCGCCAUAGCCUUUUCAGGGACCGCGGCCACAAAGGCGGAGCCUUUCCAUGGAAACAGGACGUCCAAGUCUACAGCGUCGCCUAUCGCUGCUGGAACCUCCUUGCUUAGGUCUAUGGUCGGCCGGAGAGGCUCUGUGCGCAGUAGACCGCGGUGCGAGGCCCUGGUGGAUCACGAAGAGAAGGCAGCGGCCACUGUCUCCGCCCUUGAACAGUUGAAGCUGUCUGCCGAUCGCUAUAUGAAGGAAAGAAGCAGCAUCGCUGUUAUCGGUCUAAGCGUUCAUACUGCUCCAGUGGAGAUGCGAGAAAAGCUCGCCAUUCCAGAGGCACAAUGGCCUCAUGCUGUCGGUGAGCUGUGCAAGUUGAAUCAUAUAGAAGAAGCUGCAGUUCUCAGCACCUGUAACAGAAUGGAAAUUUAUGUGGUUGCUCUUUCUUGGCACCGUGGAAUUAGGGAAGUAACAGAGUGGAUGUCUAAGACAAGUGGGAUUCCAGUUUCAGAGCUAAGAGAACAUAUUUUCAUGCUUCGUGAUAGUGAUGCCACCAGGCAUUUGUUUGAGGUAUCAGCUGGACUCGACUCUCUGGUACUAGGAGAAGGACAGAUCCUUGCACAAGUAAAACAAGUUGUAAGGGUUGGUCAAGUCAGUGGAGGACUGGGGAAAAACAUAGACAGAAUGUUUAAGGAUGCCAUAACAGCCGGAAAGAGAGUACGCAGUGAGACAAACAUAGCAUCUGGUGCAGUUUCUGUAAGCUCAGCGGCUGUGGAAUUGGCCCUCAUGAAGCUCCCCAAACCCCAUGGUGAGUCUGCUCGAAUGCUGGUGGUAGGGGCUGGCAAGAUGGGGAAGCUUGUCAUCAAACAUUUGGCUGCUAAAGGGUGCAAAAAGGUUGUGGUCGUGAACAGGUCAGUGGAAAGAGUAGCAGCAAUUCGUGAGGAGCUCAAAGAUAUUGAAAUCAUUUAUAGACCUUUCACUGAAAUGCACUCAUCUGCUGCUGAAUCCGAUGUGGUGUUCACAAGCACAGCAUCAGACGUUCCACUAUUCCUGAAAGAAGACGCAGAAGCUCUUCCUCCUGUGAGUGAGGAUGUUGGGGGUGUAAGGCUCUUUGUCGACAUUUCUGUCCCUAGAAAUGUUGGUUCUUGUGUCUCAAAGCUUGAGCACACACGAGUCUACAAUGUCGAUGACCUCAAGGAGGUUGUUGAGGCUAACAAGGAAGACCGGUUAAGGAAGGCAAUGGAAGCCCAGGUACUAAUCAUUCAAGAGCUCAACAAGUUCGAAGCAUGGAGGGAUUCUCUGGAGACGGUCCCUACCAUCAAGAAGCUAAGAUCUUAUGCUGAUAGAAUUAGGUCCUUGGAGCUUGAGAAAUGCCUACAAAAGGUUGGUGAAGAAGCGCUGACCAAGAAAAUGAGAAAGGCCAUUGAUGAUCUCAGCACAGGUAUAGUUAACAAGCUUCUUCAUGGACCAUUGCAGCAUCUGAGAUGCGAUGGCAGUGACUGCAGGACCCUCGAUGAGACCCUUGAAAACAUGCAUGCUCUCAACAGGAUGUUUAGUCUGGACAUGGAGAAAGCAGUCCUGGAGCAGAAGAUCAAAGCCAAGGUAGAGAAAAUUCAGACCUGACCCAAAAUUUUUUACAGAAAUGUUAAUAGAUUUCAGCUUUUGAUCACUUUCUUUGCACAUUCUACAUUAUCCAAUCCAAAUAACAGAAGAACCAUCUCAGCCAUUUAAUCAAGAAAUGAUGAUCACUUGUGUCAGUUUCUUAUAGAGAUUAGCUGAUAGUUUUGAUAUUGCAUGUAUCCUAUAACGGCUGGAGUUGUGAUUGGUGUCGUUGCUGCAACUACUGUUAUGAUAUAUCUGAUUGUAUGAUUAUAUUGGUAAAUUAUAUACUAGAUUCCUUUUGACUAUA